Molecule: messenger RNA, 1347 nt
Organism: Desarmillaria tabescens
Lineage: Eukaryota; Fungi; Basidiomycota; Agaricomycetes; Agaricales; Physalacriaceae
Exons: 2
Coding region: 1-1347 (448 amino acids)
Source: RefSeq, a predicted model, not a curated record
AUGAAUAACAUGCUCGAAGGCCUCUGCUCCAGGUGCAAAGAUCUCACCUUAUUUCCCAAGGAACCACUCACAUCGACAAUUCCAUCAUCCCUCGCCGGUCUCUUGCGAACGAACACGGCUCCGCCAGAGUCAGAAGUCGAGAACCUAAAGAUAUCAAGGGAGCACAUCAGACACUCAAUCACCGAACUUGAUAAUCAGAUUCAUAACCUCACUUUCACAUUGGAGAAACUCCGAGUCGAACAUGCGCGCCUGCAAGGAUUCGAUGACGAAUACGCCGCAUUGCUUUCUCCCAUACGUCGCAUCCCCUCCAAGAUCUUAUCAGAGAUAUUUUUCCAUACGCAAGAAGAGUACCACCAGGUAUUCGUCGUUUCGAGUCCUUCCUGGAUGUUGAGUUGGGUUUGCAAGUCAUGGCAGAUGGUCGUCGUGAACUGUUCGGAGUUUUGGUGCAACCUCGACGUUCACUCCCCAAAGGCGACGGAAAAAGCUACAUCUUUACUACGAACUGCUAUCAGCCGAGCCAAGGAGCGUAAGCUUGUUUUGAGCUUACGCUUCAGUUCUGGGUCUGAUUCGGAUGUAAUUUCUCUCCUCGACAUCUUAAUGGAGUCCUCGGACCGUUGGUUCGCUGUCGAUCUGGAAUUACCUGCUGGUUUUUUUCCUAAUCUUGCACCCAUACGUGGCCGACUUGAUAGCCUGGAACGUUUAUCUCUAGACUUCCAAGGCAACAUGUCGCUGGAUGGUCAUAUAGAUGCCUUCGAAGUAGUGCCGCGACUGAAAUCCGUGACGAUACUGGGCAUCGAGAAUAUGAUGAUACCACUGCCACCAUCUCAUCUUUCGGAUUUCCACAAUGACAGACUGUUCGGGGACGAUGCGCUGAAUGCGUAUUUCCUGGAUAUCAUCCGCAAUGCACCUCACUUGCACCGAUUCAGAGUAGGGCACCAAAACACUGCGAUCGACGGAGCCUUCGGUGUCACGCCCCGCUUUCUGCAUCCCAAUAUCCAUGUCCUUCACGCGUGCGAAGGUUCUUUCCUUCGUAGUCUUAUCCUACCGCAGCUGGAGCACAUGAGCCUGGAGACAAGCGCGUGGAAUUUGCCCUGUCCCCCAAAUUCCCUUCUUGGUCUACAUGACCUACUACAACAUUCCUGUUGCUCUCUCCGGAGCCUACACAUCGUGAACCUCUGGCCUCUGGAGGCUAUCCUCCUUGACAUCCUUCAGCUAACUCCCCAUCUGGAGGAUUUUCAUUUCUCCAUUGACGGUUGGGAAGAUGAUUCCAACACCGUCAUGCAGACCAUCAUCUCUCAUAUGUCUGAUAAAGACGAAUAUCACCGCCUACGCCUCAUUCUGAGCUGA